Rangifer tarandus platyrhynchus (Svalbard reindeer) is the source of this 900-nucleotide messenger RNA. The record is from the annotation of a GenBank genome assembly. NCBI's taxonomy places the organism in Eukaryota, Metazoa, Chordata, Mammalia, Artiodactyla, Cervidae.
AUGUCCACAGAAAGUGCCAACAGCUUCACUCUGAUUGGGGAAGCAUCUGAUGGCAACACCAUGGAGAACCUCAGCCGAAGACUGAAGGUCACUGGGGACCUUUUUGACAUCAUGUCAGGCCAGACAGAUGUGGAUCACCCCCUGUGUGAGGAAUGCACAGACACUCUCUUAGAUCAGCUGGACACUCAGCUCAAUGUCACUGAAAAUGAGUGUCAGAACUACAAACGCUGUUUGGAGAUCUUAGAGCAAAUGAAUGAAGAUGACAGCGAACAGCUUGGGUUGGAGCUACAGGAGCUGCUAUUAGAGGAGGAGAGGCUGAUCCAAGAGCUGGAAGACGUGGAAAAAGAUAUCCAAGACCGGAAGAUAGUGGUGGAAAAUCUCAAGAAGGUCCAGGUUGGGGCUGAGAGAUUGGAUCAGGAGGAAGCUCAGUAUCAAAGGGAAUACAAUGAAUUUAAAAGACAACAGCUAGAACUGGAUGAUGAGCUGAAGAGUGUAGAAAACCAGAUGCGUUAUGCCCAGAUGCAGCUGGACAAGUUGAAGAAAACUAAUGUCUUUAAUGCAACCUUCCACAUUUGGCAUAGUGGACAGUUUGGUACAAUCAAUAACUUUAGACUGGGUCGGCUGCCCAGUGUUCCUGUGGAAUGGAAUGACCUUAAUGAUGCUUGGGGCCAGACAGUGUUGCUGCUCCAUGCCCUGGGCAAUAAGAUGGGUCUGAAAUUUCAGAGGUAUCGACUUGUUCCCUGUGGAAACCAUUCAUAUCUGGAGUCUCUGACAGACAAAUCUAAGGAUGGCUGUGGAGUGAGGCAAACUGGAGACACAGGGGGCUGCAGCGGCGCCUGUCCCGUCCAAACCCAGUUUACCUCCGAGGACAGUGGACAGAAGCACUCAGGUUCAUGCUGA